This is a messenger RNA of Helobdella robusta, 852 nucleotides long. RefSeq lists its product as hypothetical. Gene Ontology annotation, cellular component: cyclin/CDK positive transcription elongation factor complex; nucleus. The record is from RefSeq and is a predicted model, not a curated record. Lineage: Eukaryota; Metazoa; Annelida; Clitellata; Rhynchobdellida; Glossiphoniidae. The coding region runs from base 1 to 852 and encodes 283 amino acids. Gene Ontology annotation, molecular function: cyclin-dependent protein serine/threonine kinase activator activity. The transcript is spliced from 7 exons. Gene Ontology annotation, biological process: positive regulation of DNA-templated transcription, elongation; regulation of transcription by RNA polymerase II.
AUGCCUUGUUGGUACUAUGAGAAGAAGGACUUGCUGAACACUCCUUCAGUGAGACAGGGCAUGUCUCCAGAUACAGAAAGUAGAUACAGAAGAGAUGGGGCCAGGUUCAUUAUAGAUGCAGGUGCAAAAAUGGGAUUAAAAUAUGACACCUGUGCAACCGGAGUUGUGUUGUUCCACAGAUUCUAUAUGUUUCAUUCUUUCAUCGAAUUCCCAAGAUGUGUUACAGCCGCCUGUUGCUUGUUUUUGGCUGGAAAAGUUGAGGAAACUCCAAAAAAAUGCAAAGAUCUGAUAAAGGUUACAAAGAGCAUGUUAACUGAUGCCCAGCUUGCUACAUUCAAAGAAGAUCCAAGGGAAGAAAUUAUGACGCUAGAAAGAAUACUCCUACAAACCAUUAAAUUUGAUUUGAUAAUAGAACAUCCCUAUUCAUUUUUGUUAAAGUUUGCCAAACUCAUAAAAGGCGAUAAAGGUAAAAUCCAGAGACUGGUACAAAUGUCUUGGACUUUUAUUAACGACAGCCUCUGCACAACCUUAUCACUACAAUGGGAGCCUGAAGUAAUCGCCGUUGCUCUCAUGUAUUUGGCUAGCAGACUCAGUAAAUUUGAGAUCACGGAUUGGCAUGGAAAGCCACUUGGAUUCAGAGGAAAGUGGUACGACUAUUUUGUUGAAGAUGUUUCUCUGGAUUUGUUAGAAGAUAUCUGUCAUCAAGUUCUAGAUUUGUAUUCGAAGCCCCCUCAAAGAAGUGGUGAUGCAUCUCCUUCUACCAACCCUGCAAAGUCAAAAUCUAAUGUUUGUGUUUCAAUUGCUUUAUUCAUUACAUUUUGUUGUAAACAUAUUAAAAUUCAACUAAAGUAG